Podarcis lilfordi (Lilford's wall lizard) is the source of this 10183-nucleotide messenger RNA. Lineage: Eukaryota; Metazoa; Chordata; Lepidosauria; Squamata; Lacertidae. The record is from the annotation of a GenBank genome assembly.
AUGCCGAAGCCUGUGCGCGCUGAGAUCAGCGCGCCCAGGCUCCGCGGACCUCUCCGCGAGCAGCGGCAGCGCUGCCGCUGCUUGCGGAGAGUUGCCGGCAUGCCGAAGCCUGCGCGCGCUGAGAUCAGCGCGCCCAGGCUUCGCGGACCUCUCCUGCCUUCAAAGCCGUCCGGGAUAGCGGGAAGCGCUUCCCUGCUAUCCCGGACUGCUUUUAAAAUGCUGGCGGUGGGGUGCAAAGCCUUCGGCCCCCGCCAGCCUUCCUGGACCUCUUCUGAAGGCCGGAGGGGGAAGGCUUUGCUCCCCACCGCUAGCAUUUAAAAGAGGUCCCCGGAGAUUUCCUAUGGGCUUUCGUCUUGCGAAGCAAGCCCAUAGGGAAAUUCGCUUAUGAAGCGCCUCCAAAACGGAAAACCCUUUCGUCUAGCGGGUUUUCCGUCUUGCGAGGCGUUCGUCUUGCGGGGCACCACUGUAUUAUUAUUAUUAUUAUAACACCAGUCUUGAAAAACCUACACUGGCUUCCAGUACGUUUCUGAGCACAAUUCAAAGUGUUGGUGCUGACCUUUAAAGCCCUAAACGGUCUCGGUCCAGUAUACCUGAAGGAGCGUCUCCACCUCCAUCAUUUUGCCCAGAUACUGAGGUCCAGCUCCAAGGGCCUUCUGGCAAUUCCCUCGCUGCGAGAAGCCAAGUUACAGGGAACCAGGCAGAGGGCCUUCUCGGUAGUGGCGCCAUUCCUAUGGAAUGCCCUCCCAUCAGAUGUCAAAGGAAAUAAACAACUAUCUGACUUUUAGAAGACAUCUGAAGGCAGCCUUGUUUAGGGAUUUUAGUGUUUUGUUGGAAGCCGCCCAGAGUGGCUGGGGAAACCCAGCCAGAUGGGCAGGGUAUAAAUAAUAAAUUAUUAUUAUUAUUAUUAGUCUAUAAUAGCUACUUCGAAGUAUCCAUUCAAUUGGCAGCCAGCCUUUAGGUACUCCUCAUAGAUCUAGAGCAGGCAUGUCCAACCAGUGGAUCGCCAUCUACUGGUACAUCCCCAGCUGAUCCUGGUAGAUCACGGGACCCUUAUUGAUUGUGGGAUUAUAUAAAGUUUAUUGAAAGUUAACAAAUAAAAGCUCAACAACUCUGGGCAAUCCAUCCACCCCACGCACGCGCCUCAUCUCUCCAAUGCCAAUAGGUAGAUCACUGCCAGUUUUUUUAUACUGGGAGUAGAUCACAGUCUCUUGGGAGUUGGACGUGCCUGAGCUAGAGAAAUGGCUUAAUGCUGCCAUUUAGCAACAUUUGAUCUCUAGCUGCUCAUAUUUACAUGUUUAUUUGCUUACAUUUAGCCUUCUCUUCCAUCAUGGAGCCCAAAGUAGCGUGCGUGCACAUGCAGUUCUCAGGCAGUCUCCCACCCAGCACUAACCAGACCUAGACCUGCUCAGCUUCCCAAAGGUGGUGGCAUCAUGUUCCUUCUGGCCCUAUCCUGGGAGUAGAUCAAACAUUGAAUAAUAUUGUACGCACUGACGAAUUAGAUCUGGGCUUUUGAGUUUCAUUUGCCUGCCUAGCCAACUCCCAGUUGGCCCUUCCUUACUCAGAGGUAUUGAAGGAAGAGGAGUGAAGAGAUGGGGGGAAGGUAAAAGCUCCAUUGUGCUUUUAGCCAGCUUCAGCUAAAACAAUUGUUCUAGCUUGCAAGUUAGCUCUGCGGUUAGACAGUGGGUUUCCUGUCUGCAGUCAUACUUAGUUGAAGCAAAAGAAACUCAGCUUGAUAGGCCGGUAGUGGCUCAUAUCUGCUUCAGUUGUGGUGAGCCUUGUGGUAAGCUAACUUCUCACCUCAGCUCUGCAAAAUGCAAACAUUUUUAACGCAGAAGCAAACAAAAUGCAAUGGAGGGGGGGAGGGCUCAGCUAGCCCAAUAAGGUAAUGAAAUGUAUCUCUGCUUGUUGAUUGGGGAGCAACUGGGGGCAAGCUUGAAAUUACUGUAUAAGACUGCUUGGAAGACAAUAGAGGGGGCCAGUCUUUGGAAACUAUUCCACUGGCUACCUCUGCGCAGAUUUGCAAUAAAGCCUUUUCUCCGUGAAUCCCACCCUGGAGUAUGUUUGUCUCCUUCUUGAUACCAGCAGGGGCAGGUGACUGGAACCGGACCCCUUAGGAUCAGAUAUCCUAACAUAUCUGGUGCGUUGGCCGGGAAACCCACCUCUCCUGCUGUUUGAUCUUGAAGGCCAGGCUCGACUGGACGAACAGCUUGGAUCGGCGUAGGAGGUUCCAGCGCGCGCCCGCCAGUUGCGGGAGGAUUCCCUCACUCCGUUCCUGAGUGGAGACGUCCGGUCGUGGGAGAAAAAGGGAUCGGCCGAGGGGGACACAGGGUGUGUCUCAGGACAUAGAGGUAAGCUCUUGGGAAAGAAAAGAGCAGGAGAUCUGAUCAAUCUCACCUGGAGUGUGGCAAUUAAGUGCCCCCAGGAAGGCUUGGCUGGGACAGUGAGGUCCUGCUGCCAGUGUGUGGGAAAGGAAAAGGGUAAAAAAGGGGGGGUCCCUUUGCCAGUCUGUGGAAAGGGAAAAGGGUGGAGGUGGACUGUGAGGGUGUGGAGGUGAACUGUGUGUUGUAUGACCAAAUACUCCAGUGAAAGGAUGAAUGUGUGAGAGGUCGGGGCUUAGCGUCUCCGUGGCCAAGCGUGUCUAGGGCUGUACUCGUCUAAGCCACAGGCUGUAGUGUGUGAAGUGGGCAAGGUGUUGAUUUUGGCUAGGAGCGGAGUAUUCUGGUAAACAUGGGUUCAGGAAAUAGUAAAUGUACCCCUUUGGAAUGCUUCCUGAACAACUGGAAAUUGGCCACGAAAAAUGACGACUGGGGGUUCAAAUUGAAGAAGGAGAGGCUUAGGACCCUUUGUGAAGUGGACUGGCCGACGCAGGGCACUGCCUGGCCGUCCCAAGGCAGUUUUGAGGGGCGGUUGAUCAAUCCCUUGCUGCAGAGAAUAAUUGAAGACCAUCCAGAUCAAAUUCCCUAUAUUUCCACGUGGAAAACCAAUGUGGAUAAAACCCCCCCUUGGCUGCAGGCUUGCCGAACUGCUCCAGCAAAGGCAAGGAUCUGUGCUGUCCGGCAGCAGAAAUUACCUCUUGUGGUUCAGGACACAGAAGAGGAAUUAGCUGUGAGACCACCUCCUUAUAGACCCCCAAUACCGGCAGUACCACAGAAUGGCCCACCCCUGCAGAAUAACCUCCAGAAUAAUCCCCCCAACCCAGUUGGUGGCAGCCCUAUCAACCCAAGCCCUGAGGAUAAAGACCCCACCAAAUCAGAGACAGCUAAGGAGGAUGAAAGUGAUGAUGAUGAGGGGGAUGAGGAGACACUGUUAAAGAUGUUGGAAAAGAAGGUACAGAAGUGGCAGAAGUGGAGUAAGAAGCAAGACAAAUGGAUAAAGGACUAUGUAGACCCCUAUAAAGACCAAGUGGAUGUUAGUCCCCACCUCUUAGAAGUGGCACGUUGUGAGGAUGGGCACUGGAAAAAGAAACAAAAGAGGUGGCUGGAGGCAGCACGUAGAGCCGCCACCCACCAUGAGAGAGAGAGAGAAGAAAGAUCAGGCUACAGCCUUGAUGCCCCUCCGGGUAGUUUAUGACCCCCCAGGACCGCCAGGGGAGAAUGGGGCAGCAGCACCGCGCACCUACACAAUCCAACAUGUGCCUUUUUCAACUGCUGAUAUUUGCAAUUGGCGCAAUCAGAACCCUUCCUUUGAGGAGAACCCAGCCAAAAUCAUCAAACUUUUUGAAGGGAUCUUUAAGACUUAUGAUCCUACUUAUGAUGAUGUUCAAUAUCUUUUGGACUCUCUGUUAACAACGGAAGAAGUCCGGAGGGUCCAUAGUGAGGCAAGGGCGCAUCUGAGGCAGUUACAAUUAAAUGAUAACCAAAUAAAUGAUGCCUACCCCCGAGCCACUCCUAAUUGGGACUAUCAGGAUCAGAUAUCCUAACAGUAUCAGAGAAGAUAAGACAGAGUUUUGUUGGCCUGCUUUGGCUUGCUUUUGUAUUCUGCCUGUUUUUACUGAUAAAGAAAUACUUUCAUGGAUAAUUUUAACACCUUAACCCAACUGACAGCAAGUCUAACUUGUGCUCUCUGCUCCCAUGAAUUUUUUUUUUUCCAGACCCAGGAAUGAUUCUCUUUUGUGUGAAAAUGUGUUCUCUGUAUUUGCCCUUAGAAGUAGAAGUUAGUGCCAUGUCAAUAAAUACAUUUCUUGAAGGUGCAGUGUUCUUGGUGUUGGGCAAGGUUAUCCUUGGGCCUUCUCAAGUCUGGGUUGGUUUGUUUUUGUUCAUUAAGAGUUUUUUCCUGGGCUCCUUAAGCACCUUUUCUUCUUUUUUCUUUUUUUGGUGCUGCUUUCAUUUCCUCUUUGUGGGAAGCUUCAGUGUGGGAGGUGCUUUGUAAGAACAAUUCAAAGUUUUCCUGAUCUUGUCUGUUCAAUUUCUAGGUAUUUCCACAGAGCGGAAUUUUAGAGCAAGACACCUGCUGAAAGGUCAGAAAGCGGAAGUGAAGGCAACGGUGCCUGCAGCUGCUGCUGCUCCUGCUCCAAUGGAUGCCUGGAAAAGUGCAGGCCAAGCACCUGGGCAGCAGGUCAGUACGGAGAAGGGCAAAUGAAACCAGAACUCUUGAGGCUGCAAUCUGUGGCAGAUUUAACCUGCAAGUCCAUUCAACUCAGCAGGACUGUUAGUUCACCCCAUCAUGUUAGCUCACUCCCUCUAUAUAAUGCUAAUUAUAAACCAAUUAGUCCUCUACUUCUUCUUUUCCCUGAGGCCGAUCUGUCUUACAGGGCAAAUUAGAAAGUGUGAAAGCCCUUGUUUCCAAAGAGGAACUGUUGCCCAAUUGCUGACCAGCUGGGCUGGUGUAGCUGAGUCAUAAAUCAAGAUGUGAUUUGAUUGGCUGGUGCAAAUGAAAAGCACAGCACUAUUUCAGAAAAGAACUGAUAUCUCAAUUUGUUUUUAUUGUUUUGUUUCCCACCCAAGGGUUAAGGGUGAGCAUCAGGUAUUUCAUCUGAAACAUGUCUCUCUAAAGGGCUCAUGCUCAAAACGGAAGAGAUAAAACAACGAGGAAGCAAGUCUAAGGCAUCUAGGCACCUUUCUUUCUUUCUUUUAUUGUGUUUCCAUGCUGACUUUGGAGGAGGGGGCAAAACAAAUAUUGCAGGCUAGUAACUUUUUGACUUACGGUAUUUGUAAGGCUAGCUGAAGAAGUACCCUUCUCCCCUUUGCGUACAAAGUGGAUGCAGCAGGAUAGAGAACUACUGCUGCUGCACCCUUGUUGAGCUCUUCUUGUCCUGGCAAGAGUACAGUUAUGGGGCUGUAGGAUCACCCUAUACUAGUUAUUAGAGGGUUGAGUUGUUGUCACGUCACCAGAGAAAUGGAUGGCUGUUUUUAACUCUUGCACAAAGCAGAGACACAAAUGCCUAGACAAGGGCUGGGAUCUAUGGAAUACCCAUGCUUAUACAGUGGUACCUCGGGUUACAUACGCUUCAGGUUACAUACGCUUCAGGUUACAGACUCUGCUAACCCAGAAAUAGUGCUUCAGGUUAAGAACUUUGCUUCAGGAUGAGAACAGAAAUCGUGCUCUGGCGGCGCGGCGGCGGCAGCAGGAGGCCCCAUUAGCUAAAGUGGUGCUUCAGGUUAAGAACAGUUUCAGGUUAAGGACAGACCUCUGGAACGAAUUAAGUACUUAACCUGAGGUACCACUGUAUGCAUGUCUGUAUUGUGUAUGUAUGUGUUUGUGUUGAAACAGUUUUAAAAAUUUAAGCUCCAGCAGGUUAGCAGUAGCGGCAGCAACUGGUGUGAUUGUGCAAGGUGUGGCAGGUUGUACAUUGGGACCUUCUCUGCAAAGAUCCUUCCUGAACCUCUAAACCACCGCUUUGUUCAAGCAUUAGUCAUUAAUUACUCUUGGAUUUCAUCUCUGCGUAGUCCAGUAAUUUCUAGUUCAUUCUCAGUAUUUUUGUUCUGCUGCUGUGUUAUUCACUGUGGAGAAAGGUGCUAUUACACGACUGAAAUUGAGAAUAUAAUGGAAGACUCCCAACUCAGCUCUCUGAAGGUGCACAUUGUAUUAGCUGUGGAAAUUCAAGACUUAGCUGUUACAUGCAUGCAGAGAGCUGAAGGGAACUGAGCAUUUAUGUAGCAUGAAAUGCCCUCUGGCGGACAAAGAGUGCAAAGUUAGCCAGUUCUUACAGUAAGGGAGGAUGACCAAAGCACUGGCAGUGACAUUUUCAUUGCUGCAGUAACCUGAGGUUUUCAGUUUCCUUUGGUCCCUGCACAGUAGCAAAGUGGGGUUGUUAUGGCAGGCACAUUAGUUCUAUCGACUGUGAGGGUUUUAGAGCUCCUUUUAAGUCUUUGAGCAGCAUCAGUUUUGACUGAGCCGUCGAAUGCAUGUUGAAUUGUGAACUGCACCGGAUUGAUAGUGAACUAAAUGCCGAAUUCUGAAAUAACCACAGAGGGGGGGAAAUCAAGCAUUUUAAAUCUUGAAUAGCAUUUAUUGAAAUGAUAAACUGUUUUUUAUUGUAAUCAUUUCCCCCAUACUACUGCAUUUAGCAAGGUAGCCUUUAACAUUCACACAUAUUGUAUUGAUAGUUAUAUGAUAUAUUCAUGGGUUGACUUUUGUACACUUUUGUCAAUAGCACCUUGGGCAGAGCAAUCUUUUGCUCCUGGAAAAACUGCAUUGUCAACCAAUUAAUAAAUAACAUCAUUAAUAAGGAUUAAAAAGGGGGCAAAUUGGUUGGUUUUUUAUUGUUUAAAAACUUGUGUUCUCUUUAGUUCUUAAUUCACCUGGGGCCGAAUAUACAGCCUGUGGCUUUAUUGUAGAUUCAGAAACACUUCUUCCAUGUUAAUGAUUGCUUUUUAAAAUGCUGGUUUUAAUUUUCAGGUCCCUGACAAAGUAGGAAUGAAGAGUGCUUCUCUAAAGGAUUUAUGUCCUGAAAACAAGAGGCACUUGGCAAACUUAAUUAAGGAGCUUGCAAGGUGAGGAUAAACUGUCUGAUAAUGCAUCAGGUUUAGGAUGAGACUCUCCUUUUUAAUAAAUAUUUUAUUAAUUUCCAAAUAUAACAAAAAUAAAACAUCAAUACAAAUUCAGUAUCAAACAAAAAAGUUGACUUCCCCCUAGUCCCUUCCUUGGUUCCAAUGUUUAUCAACAUACCACAUGUCCAGCGUAAAAUAAAAACUAUUAAAAUUAUUGUUCAUUCAUAAUGUAAUUACAAGUAGUCCUAGAACCCUGCCAAUGUAUUAACCUGUGUACAUUUCUUCUGUAUAUAUGCAAUAAAGUCCUUCCAUUCUUCCUUAAAUUCGUUGCCAUCUCUUUCUCUUAGUUUCAUUGUCAUUUUCGCCAUUUCAGCAUAUUCCAUUAAUUUAACUUGCCAAUCUACUUUGGUUGGGACACCUUCUUUCCAAUGUUGUGCAAGCAAUACUCGUGUGGCUGCAGUCUCAUACAUACGUUCUUUUGUUAUCUAGGUAUAUCUACUCCUGUAAUUCCUAGUAGGAAUGCUUCUGGUAUUUUGACAAAAGUUAUUUUAUACAUUUUUUUCAUUUCAUUAUAAAUCAUUUCCCAAUAGUUUUUUUUACUAUUUUACAUUCCCCCUACAUAUGAAAAAACAUCCCUUCCGUUGUUUUACAUUUCCAACACUUGUUUUCUUUAGAUUUGUACAUUUUUGCUAAUUUGACUACAGUUAGAUACCAUCCAUACAUCAUUUUCAGUUAAUUUUCUUUAAUCGCUACACAUGCUGUAGAUUUAAUCCCACUCUUCCAUAGUUUUUCCCAUUCCUCCAUCUGAAUAUUGUGUCCCACAUCUUGUGCCCAUUUAAUCAUGACUAAGAUGAGACUCUCUUUCCAAUUACUGUUAUGAAAUUUAAGCAUUCAUGUUUAUUAAAAGCAUAUGACCACUCCUUGCUGGCACAGGUAUGAUCAAGUAGGGCAUGGAGCGGUUGUCUGCCUCUCUCUGUUUCAAGAGACUGCUGCUGUUUAAGGAAGGCCUUCAAAGGGUUUCCUACAAAAUUUGUCCCCAUUGUGUCAUGGAUGGCCUGAAAAGUUGUGCCCUAUCUCACUUUGCUGCUUCCCCCCAAGCACCUACAAGUUCUUGCUUUGGACUGUGACAUACUAACAUGGGGCCUCUGUGAAACCAGCACCCAUGUGGUCCUGAGAGCACACUCCCUCCCAAAGGAUCUUUAGUGGGAGUCACACAGAGUGCUGUCCUUAAUGUGUGUAUCUGAACCCUCCCAAACGACAAAGGUGAGUCCACAUGAAAAUAAUAUAAAAAGUAAGAAAUUUAUUAUAAAGGUAGUUUUAUCAAGGAGAAGGGGACGACAAAGGACGAGAUGGUUGGACAGUGUUCUCGAAGCUACAAACAUGAGUCUGACCAAAUUGCGGGAGACAGUGGAAGACAGAAGUGCCUGGCAUGCUCUGGUCCAGGGGGUCACGAAGAGUCGGACACGACUAAACGACUAAACAACAAAGUUUUAUCAACAAAGUGCAGCAGCAUACACACAAUUCUAGGCACAUAUAAAAGCAAUAUUCUAACUUUCUAAAAUAAGCAUUCUAAAUAAGGGUCCAAAUUAAACAGGGGAGGUUAAUUAGAAAGAUAGUCACAAGUUAGUUCUCUUGGCACCUGCUGGAGUGCUCCUGAAACUGUGAGUGUGCACACCUGUGAGUGUGCAGGUGAUCUGACCUGAGGUUGCCUGACUCAUCCUGGAAGUGCCAUUAUUCUGUCUAGUUUGUAUUUUCAGUUCUAUGGCAUUCCCAGUUGGUUGAAGGAACCUGGCACCAGAAUCUUAAAGCGGAGGCGUCAGGACCUUUUGCUUACUAAUUAUCCCAUAGCCACUGUUGCAACCUAGCUUACUGAGGAGGAGUGAAUUGUUAUGUAUCUUCCUGACCUAGCUGGCAAGAAGGUCAGGGAUAGCCAGAGUAACUGUGUCUUUCCCCAUUUAAACUGUCCCAGACUCUCCUGAAGGGAGAAUUGCCCUUUGCUUGGAUCCUGCUUGCGAGUUUCCCACAGGCAUCAGGCCAGCCCCUGUGAGAGCAGGAUACCGCACUAGAUGGGCUGUUGGCUGGAUCCGGCAGAACUCUUCUGAUGUCCUUAUGUCCAGAGGGAUUCCAAAUGAGCAAACCAAUCAGUGGGCCAUUUCUUCUCUUGCACGAUGACCUCCUUCCUCAAGAAGUUCCAGAGCAUGAAGAAGGGCAGAGCCCAGGUGAGGGAGACCAGAAGCAGAGUCUGAAAGGGCCUCAGUGCGUCCUUGGAGCAAUCUGUGGCACUGCAGUCUCUGGCCUGCUUGUUCCCUGGGGGCUCCUCCUCUGGAACAGGCCAGGACACCUGUCAAGGAGCUGUAGGGGGCGAGCACAGGCCAUUCAUGGGGCAGGAAAGAACAAGAGGCAUAAAAUGGAAUUAGCUUUUAUGUGCAGCAAGCAGCAACACAGCCCAGCUCCUCUGGCUUGAUUUGCUCCAGCUGGAGACUGAAACAGACCUCAGAAACUCACUCCGGAUACCUCCCAAGCACACGGAGACUGAGGCAAGGGGGUGGGCUCGUCCUCUGAGCCUGCCUGGCCUGUCGCUCAGCAACUGCAGGUCUGUCCUCAAAAGGGAUGUCAGGGGGGAGGAGAGCCAGCAGGACUGGGAAUGCCCAGCCGCUGAGCAGCAGAUGCAGUCUCCAAUACAUAAAAUUCCAAUAGAUAAUAAAUUUUCCUUUCUUUUUCCUACUUUCCAUCCCAUUUUCCAUGGUGUUUCUUUAUUCUAUCAUAUUGCUGCACCCCAACUUCACUCUUUUGUAUCAUAGCAAAAAUACAAUCAUCUCCAAUUAUUUCCAUUGCUCAUAGUUCAAAUCCUGCUCGCGAAUUUGUGAUAUUAUAAUAUUUCUUCAAAUAGUCCUAAAAAGACUUCCAUUAAACAUAAAUCAGUCAUGGUUAAGUUCUCUUAUUUUAGCUGCCAGCUUUGUUGAUCUAUUCUUUGCUUAUCCAUUCUUUUCUGCUGGGAACUUCUUCAUUGUUCCAUUUCUGUGCAUAGAGAAUCCUAGCUACUGUAGUUACAUACAUAAAUAACCAUCUUUUUUUGAACUUCUAGCCCUAUAACCCCAAAAGCUUCAGUUUUGUUUUGUUUUUUUCAUUUGAGGGGUAUAAUCACUCUGAACAGAAAAAAGUCAUAUAUCGUUCCCCAAAAUUCCUCUUUUUCAUUCAGGUCCACCACACUUUCUCAUCCUGGUCUUCUUUUAUCUUCUUCCAGCUGCCCAUGA